Gymnogyps californianus (California condor) is the source of this 1687-nucleotide messenger RNA. It is a transcript of the gene PLD6, whose product is annotated as phospholipase D family member 6. Gene Ontology annotation, molecular function: RNA endonuclease activity producing 5'-phosphomonoesters, hydrolytic mechanism. The annotation marks the transcript as partial. The record is from RefSeq and is a predicted model, not a curated record. The transcript is spliced from 2 exons. Gene Ontology annotation, biological process: piRNA processing. Gene Ontology annotation, cellular component: mitochondrion. Lineage: Eukaryota; Metazoa; Chordata; Aves; Accipitriformes; Cathartidae.
GCGGCGGCGGCGGCGGCGCUGGCCCUGGGGCUGGCGGCCUGGCGGUGGCGGCGGCGGCGGCGGCCCGUGCGCGAGGUGCUCUUCUUCCCGUCGCGGCCCAGCUGCACCGAAGCGCUGCUGGCCGAGGUGGCGGGGCCCGGCGCGGCGGCCCGGGCCUGUCCCUGCCCGCUGCCGCGCGGUGACUGCUCCCUCAGCCGCCUCCUGCGGCGCCUCCUCUCCGCCCGCCGCUCCCUCGAGAUCUGCCUCUUCGCCUUCUCCAGCCCGCAGCUGGGCCGAGCCGUCCAGCUCCUCCACCGCCGCGGUGUCCGCGUCCGCGUCGUCACCGACGCUCAGUACAUGGGGCUCCAGGGCUCCCAGAUCGGCCUCCUCCGGCACGCCGGGAUCCAGGUGCGCCAUGACCAGGAGAACGGUUACAUGCACCACAAGUUCGCUAUCGUGGACAGGAGGAUGCUCAUCACAGGCUCCCUCAACUGGACCACGCAGGCUAUCCAGAACAACCGGGAGAACGUGCUGGUCAUGGAAGACGCCGAGUAUGUGAAGCCUUUUCUGGAUGAGUUUGAAAGGAUUUGGGAAGAGUACAAUCCCAUCAACUACAGAUUUUUUUCCAAAGACAAUAAAUGAUUGAGCUGCCUCACAGGCCUGGUGGAGUACUUCACAGAUAGCAUUCAUGAACUUAAUUAUUAUGUAUAAACAUCAUUGUAUUACCCAUCUGGGUGUAAUUUAGGUAAGCUCCUCCAACGAAGCGAAGUGCUCUCUACCCUGAAGUGCCACAGGUCCCUUGCUGUGCCAACUGUUUGGCGAGUUGUUUAGUGAGGAUAGCUGUGAUGAUAGGACUGCAUUCAUAGAGCUGAAAACUACGGGCAGGCUCGUUGCCGUGCCCUGGCGCAGACGAGGUAUGUUCAUACGGUGCCGGGUCGGUGUUGCAACGGUGAAAUGGACAUUUUCCAACUUGGGAUACUGCGGAAUGGAGUUGCAGCCCAGUGGCACCUCUGCAUCAGUAAAGGAAGAGUUAAGAGGGCUACAGCAAAGCUAGAGUUUGUACAGAGAGAUGAAGCACAUUAGUUGCAUUGCUUGUUGGCAUUAAUUGUUGAAAGUUUGUAAAAAGAAAUUUGUGGGAAACACGAAGGCAAAAAUUAGAAGUACGUUUUGAUUGUGUACACGUUUUCUUUGGUUUAAGAUUCGCACAGCUCCAGUGUAGAAGCAUGAGAACAGAUACAAGUGACAGCUCCUCUUCGAGCAAGCAAGUCUAGGGAAGUCUGGAAAGAAGAAAGAAACUGUUCUUUGGGAUCAGCUGGUCUUGAGAGCAAACACGGCUGGAGUUCGGUCACCGACUUCAGCGUGGAGCGGCGGAAGGCAGCCCCAGCCUACGUAGGUGGCGGGACACCGUGUCCUGGUCUGGUUCGGUGACUUCGACUGCCUGUGCUGGCAGCAGCAGGCUGGGGGACAGCAAGUGAGUAGUAAGAGGGAGGGAGGUAAGAUCUCUGUCCCUACAGUUCAGGGUGGAACAAAGAUGGGUGUAAACUUAGGAAUUUCAAAACUCUAGCAUCUGUGUGAGAAUUGCUUCAUACUGAAUAUAAAAGUGCCUCAAAAUAUCUCAAAAUGAAAAAAGGUCUUAACAGUUUGUUACCAAUGUUGCUUGAUACAGUAGUGCUGUGACUGGCACGAUUAAAUAAACCAUUUUCACAGA